Zygosaccharomyces rouxii is the source of this 1536-nucleotide messenger RNA. It is a transcript of the gene FDC1, whose product is annotated as putative phenylacrylic acid decarboxylase FDC1. Gene Ontology annotation, biological process: ferulate metabolic process; cinnamic acid catabolic process. Gene Ontology annotation, molecular function: carboxy-lyase activity. Lineage: Eukaryota; Fungi; Ascomycota; Saccharomycetes; Saccharomycetales; Saccharomycetaceae. The coding region runs from base 1 to 1536 and encodes 511 amino acids. Gene Ontology annotation, cellular component: cytoplasm. The record is from RefSeq and is a predicted model, not a curated record. The transcript has a single exon.
AUGGCACCAAAACUAACACCAGUCCUAAAAUUCAGAGAUUUUUUGGAAGCUUUGAGAAGAGAAGGGGAUCUAGUCGAAAUUUUCCAGGAAGUUGAUCCUCAUCUUGAAGUGGGGGCUAUUAUGAGGAAAGUUUAUGAAAACAAACUUCCAGUCCCAUUGUUUAAAAAUUUGAAGCAACCAAAGGGAAAUGUUGAUCCUGAUAACUUAUUCGAUAUUGCCGGUUGCAUUGGUGGCUUAAGAGCAUUUGGUAAUGAUCAUGCUAGGAUUGCUCACCACCUCGGACUGAGCAGCGACACCGGUAUGAAGGAAAUUAUAGAUCAUUUGUUAGAAGCAAAGAAAAGAAAGCCUAUCCCACCAGUUAAAGUCAAUAGAGACUCUGCACCUUGUAAGGAGAAUAUUUUGAAAGGUGAUCAAAUCAAUUUAGAGCAGUUACCUGCGCCCUACCUACAUGAUGAGGAUGGUGGAAAGUAUCUUCAAACAUAUGGGAUGUUUGUAUUACAGACUCCCGAUAAAAGCUGGACCAACUGGUCUAUUGCGAGGGCAAUGAUCCAUGACGAAAAACAUUUGACAGGAUUAGUUAUGAAUCCUCAACACAUUAGACGUGUAGCUGAUCAGUGGAAAACCGUCGGGAAGGAAAACGCUGUGCCAUUUGCACUGUGUUUUGGUGUUCCUCCAGCUUCUAUCUUGGUCAGUUCAAUGCCUAUUCCAGAAGGAGUCUCUGAAGCAGAUUAUAUUGGUUCUGUUGUAGGCGAACCCAUUCAAGUAGUCCAAGCAGAGACUAAUCAACUUGAAGUUCCUGCAGAAUCUGAAAUAGUGCUAGAGGGGACUUUGAAUUUAGAUCAUAUGGUCCCGGAGGGCCCCUUUGGAGAGAUGCAUGGGUAUGUGUUCCCUGGUACAGGCCAUCCUUGUCCAACUUAUACUGUAGAGACAAUUUCAUAUCGGAAUAAUGCAAUUUUGCCUGUUUCUAAUCCAGGGCUCUGUACUGAUGAAACUCAUACGCUAAUUGGGUCUUUAGUUGCAGCAGAAGCUAAGCAAAUUUGUCUGAACCAUCCUGUCCUUUCAAAAAUAGUCAUGGAUGCAUUUAUGCCAUAUGAGUCUCAAGUGCUUUGGUUAGCAUUCAAAAUCAAUGUCAAAGAACUUGUAAAAUUGAAUACUGACAGCAAGUCCCUAGCUGACUUAUUUGCAAAGGAAAUAUAUGGCAACAAAGUCGGAAUGACCACUCAAGAGAUAAUUUUAGUCGGUGAUGAUAUUGACAUUUUUAAUUUUAAAAAAUUAAUGUGGGCAUAUGUGACCAGGCAUACUCCUGGAGAUGAUCAAUAUUUCUAUGACGAAUUCGUUGCUUUCCCUCUAGCACCUUUCAUCAGUCAGGGCCCUAGAAUUAAAACAAAAAGGGGUGGGAAUUGUGUUACCGACUGUCUUUUCCCUAUUCAGUACAGGGAUCCAAAUUUCCGAUUUGUCACCUGUGACUUUGAUUCCUACGAUAGUGCCAUUCGUGAUAAAAUCAAUCAAAACUGGUCCAAUUAUGGCUAUCAGUAG